Molecule: messenger RNA, 531 nt
Organism: Selaginella moellendorffii
Lineage: Eukaryota; Viridiplantae; Streptophyta; Lycopodiopsida; Selaginellales; Selaginellaceae
Product: mitochondrial import receptor subunit TOM7-2-like
Exons: 1
Coding region: 25-297 (90 amino acids)
Biological process (GO): protein import into mitochondrial matrix
Cellular component (GO): mitochondrial outer membrane translocase complex
Source: RefSeq, a predicted model, not a curated record
CUAGGGCUAGGGUUUUGGAGCGUGAUGGCAGGGGUGCAGGUCGGGCGCGUCCGCGCGGAUCCAUCCAAGAAGGGCAAGGGGAAGAGGCUGCUGCCGCCGCCGCCAGGGGCCGGCGGGGGCGGCAGCGCGUCGGCGGAGGCGUCGGAUGCGGCGCGCAAGGUGCUCAAGGAGUGGCCGACGUGGGCGAUGAAGAAGCUCAAGACGGCGGUGCACUACGGCUUCAUCCCGCUCAUCAUCGUCAUCGGGAUGAAUGUGGAGCCCAAGCCGCAUUGGACGCAGCUCUUCAGCCCAGUUUGAGCGAGUUUGGGCUGGUAACAAGAGAAAAUGCUCCUUUUUCUUUUCUUGCUCCUCUCCUUGGUUUCAGUCGCUGGCUAGAUGGAUCACAGCCUAGAGUUUGGUAGCAAAUCAACUUAUAGUCACUAGUGAGGGAGAGAUCUCUUGCCUCUGCCUAUAUGGAUGGAUGGUUUUCACAUCGAUUUGCGUUUCUUAUUUGCAUGUGAAGAAUAAGAAUGAACUAAACACUAUGGUUUU